Messenger RNA from Nilaparvata lugens (brown planthopper), 7379 nucleotides. RefSeq lists its product as uncharacterized. Bases 671 to 4186 code for a protein of 1171 amino acids. Gene Ontology annotation, cellular component: cytoplasmic ribonucleoprotein granule; nucleus. Lineage: Eukaryota; Metazoa; Arthropoda; Insecta; Hemiptera; Delphacidae. The record is from RefSeq and is a predicted model, not a curated record. Gene Ontology annotation, molecular function: mRNA binding; RNA endonuclease activity. The transcript has 5 exons.
UCAGUAACAACGGAAUAAGAAAAUAACCUAUGUACUCGUGAAACGUGAAAUCAAAGUUUCUAUUUACUCUAUAAUAGAUAAUGGGUUUUUCUUGAAUAUUGAAUUAUAUUUUUCUUAUUCAAUUCAAAUUUCAUUGUAUAUGUGACUACAUACAAACUAGAGUAGGAUGUACUAAUUCACUGUAGAUCUACAGCCUACAGAUUGUAUAAAAUGGAUUGGUCUUGCUCGUGUCCAUCUCAGAGAACAUAUUUUAUUUGUUUAUUCCUGGUAGCUGUAGUAAUAGUGUUAAUUUUGCUUUUUAUAAGUUUUGUAGUAAUUUAUGAAGGUAAUUUUAGAGUUGGUCGACUCUCAUAAGUUUGCUUCAUACACGCGUGCUUCAUCCUGAUUCUACAAGCCUCACUCUGUAAGACAGUUUAGAAAAAGAGUUUGGUAUACUUGCACAAUUUUUAAUGCACUUUCUUAUUCAACAAAUGGUAACAGCACCCUCUACAAACCUGCCAGCUGAAAUUCAUCAAUCUUCAAAGUGAGGCAAUACAAGUAGAAAGGAAACAAUCUGAAACAAACUAAUCCGUCAAGAACUAAUCAUCGGAACUAAUCUGUUAAGAACUAAUCAUCGGAACUGAUCUGUUAGUUUAAAGGAACUGAGGAAAGCUAGUUAAAUUAUCUCAAAAUGGCGAAGAAAUGUCAUCCAAUUGUCAUCGACCUAGCUGAUGACAAUUCCAUUUCGACAAUUGUGCUAGAUGAUGUCGAACCAGUGAUAAUUGAUGAUGAUGAUGAUGAUGAUAAUUCAAUAGUAUCUGUUGAUUCUCUGAACACAACCGUGGCUAGUUCUGGAACUGUAAAUAUUAGUGAUUGCACCCUCAACACUAAUGCAGCUAGUCUGAGAAAUGAGCAUGAUGUCACCCUUAAUACAACGGUAGGAAGUCUGAGAAAUUUGAAUGAUGUCACCCCUAACACAACGGUAGGAAGUCCGAGAAAUUUGAAUGAUGUCACCCCUAACACAACGGUAGGAAGUCCGAGAAAUUUGAAUGAUGUCACCCUCAACACAACGGUAGGAAGUCCGAGAAAUUUGAAUGAUUUCACCUCUAACACAACGGUAGGAAGUCCAAAAAAUUUGAACGAUGUCACCCCUAACACAAUGGUAGGAAAACCUAAAAAACCUCCAAAUGAUGAAAAUGCCGUUGUAAUCAUUGAUGAUGGAGACGAGGGAAAUGCGUUCCAAAUUACUAACCAAUUACCAAAACUAAGAGAAACUUAUAUCACUAAAAAAAUUCUUGAAAGUGAGGAUUUUAUCAGGUUUAGUAAUGAAAUUCAGUCAAAACCGUUGAAUUUUGAUGGGAAAUCCGUUGGUAAUAGGUUCUUCAACUACAGAAACCCACAAGAAAAGUCGAAUUUUGGAAAUAAAGAGUUGGAACGGUUCAGUAGCACAAAGACUAAUAUCAGUGAAAAAUCUGGUGACUUUGUCAAGAAAACCCUGCAAGGGAAGCCACAAAUUAGUGGAGUGUCGGUUGAAAAUAAGGAUUCUAGCAGUGAUCAAUCGGAUGCAAGUGGAAAAUCUGAUUCGAUUGGACUUGAUAACAGAAAACACCAACCAGGAACGUCGAAAAUGUGUGAGAAUUCAGUUGAAAAUGAGGAUAUGAACGGUGACCAGCCAGGAAAAUCGAAUAAAUCAGCUGAAAAUGAGGAUAUGAACGGUGACCAGCCAGGAACAUCAAAAAUAACAGUUGUCAUUGAUGAUGAUGAUGAUAUUGUAGAGGUUUUUAAUACUCAACAACCAGGAACGUCGAAAACAUCAGUUAAAAAUGGGAAUCUUGAAGAAGUUUUAGAUGUCUUGGGCAUAGAAGCCAAUAUUUGCAAAAAAAUUCGCAACGGAAAAAUCAAACUUGAAAACGUCGAUGAGUUGCUGAGAAGACUGAAGGCGCAUGAGGCCAAACUCCUUGGGAAUGCUCUGCAGAAUUUGAAUGGGGCCGGAGGAGGAGAAGGAGGGAGUGGUGAUAAAGGAGGAGGAGAGAACGGAGGCGGAGAAGUAGGGAGGAAGAACCGUUUGAGACGUCAAAGAACUGAUGAAUUGUUGAGAAAUAUGGAUCUCGAUGAGUCCAGAUUCUUCUGGAGCUACUUGAAUUGUUUAAAAUUGUCGGCUACCGGUGCAACGAACGUUAGUGAAGGAGAAGAAGGAGGAGGAGGAGGUGGAGGUGGAGAAGUGGAAGAAGGGAAGGAAAAUACUGAUGGAGAAGUAGAAGGUGAGAAGAAUGACGUCAAAGAGGAGGUGGAUAGAAGGGAAGUGGGAGGUAGGAAAAGAAGGUCACCUCAGUAUAAAAGGAGGAAGAGGAGGCAGGCGAAUAAAACUGAUGGUGAAAUAAUGAAGAAGAAGAGUAAAAGUGAGGGAGACAGAUGCGAAAAUGGUGGAAAGACGGAGAACGGCGAAGAGGGUGUGAAGGAGAAUAGUGAAAAUGAUGAGACAACGAACACAGAAAGCAAUGAAAAGGAGAAUGAUAGAAUAGAGGAAGAGGAAGAAGAUGAUGAUGAUGAUGUGAUACUGGUAACUUCGACUGAAUCAGCUUCCACUUCACAACCUUCUUCGUCUCUCUCUUCCAGUUCGUCUCAAACAAGACUGGCGAAUGAAUGUGGAAAUAAAGAGGUUGCUGAUACAGUAAUAAAUAGACCAAUCACUCAUUCAGCUCAUUUACUAGAGCCGAGGUCGGGACAGAAUAUUGGGAAGAAGUCGAAGAAAAAAAAGAAAUCUUUGAAUGCCUCGCCCAACAUGAAAAAAAAGAAAAUGUGCAAAUCCUCUCUAAAUUUGAAAAAGAAAAAGAAAAGUUCUGGCACGAUAUCGUUAGAUAGUGUGCGAAGGGCACUGAAAAAUGUUCAAAAGUCGUCAAAUUGUGCACAAACCAUGUCAAAUCUUGUGCAAACUCCAUUAAAUAAUGCACAAAAUUCGUCAAAUAGUUCACAGAAGCCAGAGAAUUGGGCGCAGAUGGCAUUGAAUAAUGCGCAAAGGUCAAAUAGUUCACAAAGGCCAGAGAAUUGGGCGCAUAUGGCAUUGAAUAAUGCGCAAAGGUCAAAUAGUUCACAAAGGCCAGAGAAUUGGGCGCAGAUGGCAUUGAAUAAUGCGCAAAGGUCAAAUAGUUCACAAAGGCCAGAGAAUUGGGCGCAGAUGGCAUUGAAUAAUGCGCAAAGGUCAAAUAGUUCACAAAGGCCAGAGAAUUGGGCGCAGAUGGCAUUGAAUAAUGCGCAAAGGUCAAAUAGUUCACAAAGGCCAGAGAAUUGGGCGCAGAUGGCAUUGAAUAAUGCGCAAAGGUCAAAUAGUUCACAAAGGCCAGAGAAUUGGGCGCAAAUGGCAUUGAAUAAUGCGCAAAGGUCAAAUAGUUCACAGAAGCCAGAGAAUUGGGCGCAGAUGGCAUUGAAUAAUGCGCAAAGGUCAAAUAGUUCACAGAAGCCAGAGAAUUGGGCGCAGAUUGCAUCAAGGAAUAACAGAUGCUGGUCAAAUUGUACCCAAGUUUCGUCAAACAUUGGUCAAACGUCGACAAACAGUUCACAAAUGUUUUUGAACAACAACAGGCACGGGUCAAACGCUGCCCCAACAUUGUCCAAUGUUCCGAGAACAACAUCAGGUGAUGUGAUUGUAAUUGAAGAUGAUCCACAUGUGUUUAGCCCAUCAUCCAACAACCAGUUUUCCCUCGCUGGAAAAAAUAUCUUCCUUCCAAUUUCGACUCUGCCUAAAACUGGUCCCAGACCUGUUUUCAUAGACGGGUGCAACGUGGCAUUCAGCCACGGUCGCAACAAUCAGUUCUCAGUGAAAGGUAUUGAGAUCUGCGUGGAUUACUUCCGGCGUCUGGGCAACAAGACUUAUGUGGUGCUUCCGAACCACCGCCUGUGCCAUCUGAGUGACGCCCUGGCGAACGCAUGGCAGAGAGACGGCACACUCAUCGUCUCGCCCAGUCGACGCAUCAAUAACAGUAUCAUCACGUCUGAUGACGACAGGUUUGUGAUUCAGUGUGCUGCAGCUAUGGAUGGAAUCAUUGUUACCAAGGACCAAUACAGGGAUCAUUUGGGCAUUAACCGCUUAUGGGACGUAACUAUCGAAAAAAGGCUAUUACUUCUGUCUUGGAUCCAGGACAUGCUAAUCUUCCCCAAUGAUCCCCUGGGACGACACGGCCCGUCACUGAAAGAAUUUUUAUUGUAUUAGACAUCAUUAUUUCGUGUUGAGAUAUUAUCAAUUAUUAUUCAUUUAUCGGUUUCUCGAUUUCCAACAUUAAAACUAUAAAUCCUUCAGAAUCCUAUCCAAAUUCAUAGCUAUUUUAUGAAAUUAUAUCGGGUUUCACUUCCCUAGAAGAUGAAAACCUUAAUAAUCUAUAUAAUAAUAGAUUCAUCUUUAGUGGAAAUCUAUGGUUGUUUUAAGUUCUAUAACCUAGAACUUACUGUAAAGCCCGGUUGCACAGUCCAGUUACAUUUCAAUCGUGCCUUUUUUCGAUAAAAGUCUUCACUGAUGGAUUCUUGUUAAAUUAAUCACGAUUAAAAUUUAACCGGCUUUUGUGCAACCGGCAUUUGGUCAAGUUAUAAGUUACAACAAACUAAAUUCAAGUUGAAAUUUAUCUAUUGUUCACAAAGCCUUUCCGAUUGAAGGCUCUUAUUUGAUAUUUUCUGCUACAUUUGUAAACUAAUAGAAUUUAAACUCUGACUUGGAUUAUGCCGAGUUUUGUUGAGAAUUAAAAAUGUUAUGAAUUAUUUCGUCUUAUCUUGAGCUAAUAACUUGAAUCUAAAGGAAGUUUUCUUUGUUUUAUUUGAAAAUGCGAAUAGAUUUUAUUUCUUUGAAGAAGCUUGAGAAUAUUUUUAUUUAUAAGAAGAAAGAAACAAAUUUAUUUUUCAAUUCAACAAAAAUUAAAUAUGAAUUAAGUUUUUGUUUGUGUGAAACUUUCUAGGGUGAAGGAAACUUUCAUUAGUGUGAAGUUUUCUAGGGUUGUACUUAUUAUCACGUGUUACAGACUGUAAUGUCUUGAAAUUGUGCCUUAAUACAAAGUUUUGAUUGAAAAUAAUACAUAAAAAUUGGAGAAUAUUGAGAUAAACAGUGUAUCAGUAUGAUUGAGGAAUAAUAUUAUUUGGGUAAAAUAAAUGUGAAUAUUUAUGUAGACCUGUAUUAUAUCUAGUGUAAUCGAUAUGUGGCUAACGUUGUAAAUAAGAUUUAGAAUAAUUGAUUUUUACCACGUUACCAUUUUUCAAGUAUUCCUAGUUCAAAAUGUGAAAUGAUCACUGUCUUAUAAUUAUUAAACAUAAUAUUUUCUAUGCUAUUAUUAUUACAAUUGGUUAUGAAAUAUAAUCCAUAAGGAAGAUACAUUUUAUUUUGUGUUUUUGAACUAGAUGAUUUUAAUUUAAGUUUACCAAGUUAUCAAAGUCUCUUAAUUGUGAAGUUAUUAACUUUGUAAAUUUUCUAUUGAUUAAAAUUCGUCUUAUGUUUAACUAUUCCAACAAAUUACUGUUUACUUUUAAGUAUUGCUCCGAUUAAUAAACAUAAUCCGAGAAAUUCAUACUUGAAUAUGAAAUAAGGAAUUAUUUUUCAAAUGAGUUGAAGUUAUGUUUGAUUUUACUAAAGAGAAGGAUCUGAAUUUUGUUUAUUGUAAUAUGCAUAAGAAUAUAAAAUAUAAUUUAUAUCAUCAACAAUCCAUUGUGAUUGUAAUUAUAAUAUUAUAUAAUAUACAGAGGGGUCCAAAAAGUGCAUACACUCUUUGACAAUGAAUAUCUUCAUUGUAAACAUAACAUAAAAUCUUUGUAUUUUUUUUUCUCUUUAGUGCUACUCUUAAAUAUAAAUAAAAAAUAGAAAUCUAAGUACCCUUAAAAUUGUUGUUCAAUCACGACAUGUUUCGGCUAUACCUAUAAUGCCAUUAUCUAGUUAUUAAAAUAACAAUCAAUAUCAAUAACUUGAUAAUGGCAUUAUAUAGCCGAAAAAUGUCGUGAUUGAAAUAUUUUAAAAGGAUAGAAUCUUUAUUUGGCAAAACCAUUACUUCUUAUUUUUGAUUGAUGUUUUAAUUUGUACUCACAAGUAAAUGUGUAGACGAAACUUCAAACCAGAAUACCAAGUAAUAUGUUCUUUAUUUUGUUCUGUUUACUUGCACGGUCAAUUAGUGUAAGUAGCCUAUAUAUUUUUCUGGACCCCUCUGUAUUCGGACUACAUUUCUAUACAAGUAUUCUAAAUAUAUUAUGCUCCCAUACUCCAGACUUUAUUUCUCCUGUAAUUGAUUCAACAUUAUAUCAGGCUUAUGUGUUCAAUACAUUUUAGAUACAGUAUCGUGGUUCGUGGAUAACACUACUAAAAUAUCAACGUAUAAACUGAUAAUGAGCUAUUUUGUGCUAUUACUAUUGAAAAUAUAUAUAAUUUAGUCCUAACUUUCCUUGUCUAUCCGGACAAAUUUGUUUCCAUCAUCACUAAUAAUUAAACAUAAUUUUUUUCAGAUCUCAAUGCUUACUUUUUAUAAAUAUUAAACAGCUAUCUCUUUCUCGUUAAUCAUUCUCAUCAAUAAUUCUUUCUUAUAAAAAUCCUUGAAGUUUCAAUUUGCAAGUUAUAGGCCCGGUUGCACAAAAGCCGGCUAAAUUUUAACCGUGAUUAAUUCCACGAGAACCAAUCAGAGAAGCCGUCUUUUCAAAAAUGCCUUCUCCGAUUGGUUCUCGUGGAAUUGAUCACGGUUAAAAUUUAACCGGCAUUUGCGCAACCGGGUCAUAAUAAUGAUCUUACUGCGGAAAUCUGUAUGCUUUUUUUGGUAAUUCAUCUUUGAUUUUUCAUAAAGAAAUUUAGUCUAAAAAAAGUUUAACUUAAACAUCUUUAAUUCAUAACUACUGUAUUUCAUUUAUUGAUUCAGAUAAUAUUUUUCUUGUUUAUUUGAUUUAUGUUUAGUCAGAUUUUAACAAUCUAACAAGUGACGAAAUAUAAAAAUUUAUAUAACAUAAUGAAGUCAGUAUAAGUUCAUUAAUAAUUAUAUUUAAAUUUAAAUAAUAUUAUAACAGCCAGAAGACUGUUAUGAGCCUUAAAGACUGUUAAGAGCUAUUGUAUGUUCUAUUAAUUUUUUAUGUUUACACUUCACACUAUUAAUGGGUAUUAGGAUAAAUACAAGAUAGCACAAUAUGCUAUCUCUUCUCAAUGGUAUCAGUUUCUUAUUUAGUAAAAAUCAGAUGAAUUUGUGAAUAUAAUACGGUACUGUAUUUGAGUUCACUUCAAAUUGUAAUAAACAUAUUAUUAUUGACUGAGUGUUACAAUUUCAGGUAAGGUACUUUUGUUUAUCAUUGAGAAUAUUAUAUGUAAAAAUCUCAACUAGAAUUUAUCUGUGACCAAAGAGUGUUCAAGAAACUUUUAUAUUUUCCAUGUUGAAUACAAUAAAAAACGGUAUUUCAAA